AUGUUGUCUAAAUUUAUCAACAUUAUAAGAAAGACCUUAUUUAGCAUACACCUAAAAUUAUUCAUAAUUUGUUAGUACAUCUCGCUAGUAUUGAAGGUAAAUUCAUCAGAUGUGGAUCAAAUUCUCUUAACCUACUAGCUGACUUGACUAAUCAAAGCUUCGAAAACAUAAGGAUCAAGGAUACUUAUUGAUAGGAGGGAAUUUUUUUGGAUGCAACUUUAAUGGGUCUGAAUUUGACAGUAUAGACAUAAGUGGAUUGAAUUUGAAUGGAUGUUUGUUAAUAAAUUGCAAGUAGAAGAAUAUCAAGAUACAUGAACUUAACGAAUUAGAAGGUCAUGAGGCAUUUGUUAAUUAAGUGUGUUUUUCUCCUGAUGGGGCAACCAUCUUGUAGUGGAAAUUUUUUAGGUCUUCAAGCGAUAAUUCUAUGGUUAUUCAUAUCCAGUCAUGUCAGUCUGUUUCUCUCCUGAUGGUAAUACUAUAUAAGUUUAUGGGAUCUUAAAAAAGGAUAAUAAAAAAUCAGUUUGUACAGUCAACAUCAUUGUUCUUGUUUCAACUCCGUCUGUUUCUCUACUACCCUUGCAUCAGGUAGUUUGAUAAAUCUAUACGUUUAUGGGAUUUUAAAACAGGAAUAAGAAAAUCAUUUUAAUAGGUCAAGUGUAAACUCCAUAUUCUGGUGGAUGAUAUUUUUUGUAUAUUCACUUCAGGAUACCAUAAUCUUAGAUUUCUGAUUUCAAUUUAUCAUUGUAAUAUUUAAAAUCAUUUAUGA
Messenger RNA from Paramecium sonneborni, 766 nucleotides. The record is from the annotation of a GenBank genome assembly. NCBI's taxonomy places the organism in Eukaryota, Ciliophora, Oligohymenophorea, Peniculida, Parameciidae.